This is a messenger RNA of Chelmon rostratus (copperband butterflyfish), 3388 nucleotides long. RefSeq names its product glutathione synthetase (gene gss). Gene Ontology annotation, cellular component: cytosol. The record is from RefSeq and is a predicted model, not a curated record. Gene Ontology annotation, biological process: glutathione biosynthetic process. NCBI's taxonomy places the organism in Eukaryota, Metazoa, Chordata, Actinopteri, Chaetodontiformes, Chaetodontidae. Bases 231 to 1661 code for a protein of 476 amino acids. The transcript has 13 exons. Gene Ontology annotation, molecular function: glutathione synthase activity; glutathione binding; ATP binding.
GGCAACCGUUUAUGUUAAUGUUUGUUAACUUACUGAUGUCUUAUUACGUGCAACGUUAGUUCUGCCGAGUCUGUUGUUUAUUAUCCAUCAUUAUGUUUGUGACGUUUUCGGGCUUUGUGUGAAGCGUUUUGUGAACUCCUGAGCUACAUGAGUGCAACAGGGCGUUACUCACUAACGACAGCAAUAAUAAUAGUGACGAAGAAGAGGAAUACGAUUUCUUGUGAGUCAGAAUGGCCCAGGGCAUACCAGAUGAGGUGAUAAUGAAUACUGCGCUGAUAGAAGAACUGGCAGAUGUGGCAAAAGAUGCAGCGCUGCUACAGGGUGUCUUAAUGCGGAUCCAAGAAACCCCCAACUCAUCGGAGCUGGUGACCUACGCUCCGUUCACACUCUUUCCCACCCCCGUGCCUAAGGCUGUGUUCCUCCAGGCUCUGGCCGUGCAAACGCACUACAACACACUGGUAGACAUGAUCAGCCAGGAUCUGGACUUUCUGCAAGAGGCUCUAGCUAGCACAGUUGCAGUGGAUGAUUUCACUGCGAGGUUGUUCAGGAUCCACCAACAAAUCCUAAAAGAAGGAAGGUCUCAGUCUAUUAUGUUGGGUCUCAAUCGGUCGGACUACAUGCUGGACCAGAGAGACGAUGGCUCAUCGUCUCUGAAGCAGAUAGAAAUCAACACCUUUGCUGCCAGUUUUGGAGGUCUCUCAUCACGCACGCCAGAUGUACACCGACACAUCCUGAAGGUGGCUGGCCGUCUGGAGGAGAGCCAGCGCAUCCUAGACAACAACCCUGCAGCUGGUCUGGCCAGGGCCAUUGCCAAAGCCUGGGAGCUCUAUGGAUCAGAGAGAGCAAUCGUCAUGUUCUUGGUGGAAGAGAACCAAAGGAACAUCUUUGAUCAGCGUUACAUCGAGAGCGAAUUGUGGAAGAGAAACAUUCCCACAAAAAGAAAGCGGUUCGACGAUGUUUGUAAGACGGGGUCCCUCGACCAGGACAAGAGGCUGUUUGUUGAUGGCCAAGAGGUUGCAGUGGUGUACUUCAGAAAUGGCUACAUGCCCCAGAACUACAAUUCUGAACAGACUUGGGAUGCUCGCCUUCUGAUGGAGCGCUCGCUGGCUGUCAAAUGUCCAGACAUCAGCACUCACCUGGCUGGAACCAAGAAGGUCCAGCAGGUGCUCGCCAGACCUGGAGUCCUGGAGAAGUUCUUCCCCGACCAGCCCCAAGUAGUGGAGCAGAUCAGAGCAACGUUCGCUGGCCUCUACACUCUGGACAUGGGACCAGAGGGUGACAAAACAGUAGAAAUGGCUUUGGCAGCACCAGAAGGGUUUGUCCUGAAGCCUCAGCGAGAGGGAGGAGGCAACAACAUAUAUGGAUCAGAGAUCUGCCAGGUCCUGCAGGAAGUGAAGGGGAGUGCAGAGAGGAUGGCCUAUAUUCUGAUGGAUAAAAUCCAUCCCGUCCCGGUACAGAACUACCUGCUGAGACGAGACGCUCCCCUCCAAAUCAGUAACUGUCUGAGCGAACUGGGAGUGUUUGGAGCGUAUGUCAGGCAAGGUAAAGACAUGGUCAUGAACGAAUGUGUGGGUCAUCUGCUGAGGACCAAGAGUUCGGAGCACUCAGACGGAGGCGUAGCUGCAGGAGUGGCUGUGCUGGACAAUCCUCUCCUCGUCUGAGACUCACACUCCUAGCUGCUGACAUUUCAACAAAACAGCUUGCUAAUGGACAUCAGUGAAAUCAAGGUUGCACUUUUCAAUCACACUGUCACUGUUGCUGAAAACGACGCUGUGCCCCACCUGUUUGACAGGAACAGCAGCCCUGUGGGAUUCCUCCUGCUUUUAGAGGUGAUGCAGUAGACAAAUGUCUUUGUGUUAUUUCUGAUAAUCAUGUUGCUGUUUGCCAUUUGUCUGUAUUAUUAUCAUCAAUAUCAGUGCUUCCAAACGGGUAUGUGAGGACCAUGUUUACUGUCAGUAAACAGUGCUGCUCUCAGAUACACACUCAAGGGCUUAAACAAGUUUAACCACUUAAUAACAUGCUCGGUUUGGUUGCACAAAAAUUAAAAUUCAGUCGCAGCCUUUGUUUAGCCCUAAUGAAGAGAGGACCAGUUCUGUAAUAGAUGGACAAUCUGAAGCCAUCAUCUCUAAUCUGUCAAUUUAGAAUCACAAUGUGAAUCUUAUUUUAUACAAUGUUUAUAUGAACAGCCUCACUGUCAGAGUUUCAGGGACAUAAUCACUUUUCUCUCCGGGAACAUUUUUGGUACGAUUGACAUGCCGAUUGUUUCGAUUGCAUUGACAUUGGAAAUGAGGUGGAGCUGAAGCGCCAUCUUGUGGCUGGCUUUUGUUACUACAACAUGCUGGUAACAUAAGCCAGCCUGCUGACAGGUGUUUCAAAUAUAAGAAUAUUAUAAACAACACAUUGCAGUAUAAUUCAACACCACUGCAGCAUUCAAACAGUCCUCAACACAGCGUAUUGUAGGUUUUUGACUGUAACUGGAAAACUUAUCAGGCUUGUGAUAGUGUGGUUUGAAAGUAGACGGUUUAUGGCGGGUCAGUUUGACUGUAGAGCUUUGGGAGAGGGUUGCCCUGCAUUUAUUAAGUAUGAACAAAAAUCAGGCUGAACAGGAGUGAUGGGUGCUUGAGGUUUCAAGGAGAAACAAAUCAAGUGUCCUUAAACAGCUGUUUUCAGCUGUUCACCUCGUUUGAUUUGUUUGGUUUUAUCAGUUUAACUAUGAUUGCAGCUUUUUAAUGAUUGAGACAAGCAGCUAACAAACUGUUUAUUUUCAACAUACAGACACGCUGACAUUACGCUGGGAUGUCUUAAAUCCGCCUCAGCAAAAACAGUGGCUAAAAUUACCCCAGUUUCAGUUAGAGAGUAGAAAUCUAUAUAACAAAUAACCAAUUAUAUUCUAUAAAAAAACAUAAGACAAAUCAAAUGAUUAUUUAUAUUUUUAGCGUCUUUCAAGAAAUACAGCUCAAAGUGCUUUCAUUUAAGGGAAAACAACUAAACAGCGAACUGCGUUUGUAUUGUUCUAAUGUUGUGAUGAACAUUUUAAGAUUUUCUUUUUUAAUUUCGUUCAUUUGGGUUAUAUUAAAGUAGAAAAAAUGGUUUUAUAUAGAGGGAGAACAAAGUAACAGCAAAUCAGAACCACUGCAAAUGAUUAGACAUGAAAAGAGGGAAAAGAGAAAUCACCAUUACUUCAAGGACUCUCCUGCAGGACGACACAUGCAGGAUGGCGUGGAGACCAUUUGCAAGAAAUCCACCACAGUUUGUUCCACAGUAUGAUGCAUUUGAGGCUUGAUAUUAUGAUCGUGCAAUAGAGUAGCAUACUAAUUUCAGGUCUUCAGAACUGAUGGAGGAGAAUUAAGAACCAAAUGUCGCUCUUUGGACCAAAAAUUACUGCUCA